AUGUUUCACCUGGCUAAGGGACUAUACGCUAAUUGGAAUAGAAAAGAACAAUACUCAAUUCUAAUACUAGGUUUAGAUAAUGCAGGGAAGACUACUUUCUUAGAAUCGUUAAAGAAUCAAUCAUCUUUAAAAUCAAAACCAUUAGAAAAAAUCACACCUACCGUUGGGCAAAAUAUUGCAUUGGUCCCCGUACCGAAUAAACCUAAUGUAUUAUUGAAAUUAUGGGAUGUUGGUGGACAAGAAUCCUUAAGAGCUAUGUGGCCAGAAUAUUAUUCACAAUGUCAUGGUAUAAUAUUUGUAGUAGAUAGUACAGAUAGUGAACGUAUGGAUGAAUGUAAGAGAACUUUAACUUCUAUUGUGAUGGAUGAUGAAGUAGAAGGAAUACCCAUCUUAAUGUUAGCUAAUAAACAAGAUAGACCUGAUAGAUUAGAGAUACAAGAUAUUAAAGAAAUUUUUAAUCAAAUUGCUGAACAUUUGAGUGCAAGAGAUAGUCGGGUAUUACCGGUUAGUUCAUUGACAGGAGAAGGUAUCAUGGAUGCAUUGAAUUGGUUAGUUUUAAGAUUAGAAAGAAAUAAGAAAAAUAGACCUCCUCAAUAUAAAUGA
Maudiozyma saulgeensis is the source of this 603-nucleotide messenger RNA. Lineage: Eukaryota; Fungi; Ascomycota; Saccharomycetes; Saccharomycetales; Saccharomycetaceae. The record is from the annotation of a GenBank genome assembly.